Cricetulus griseus (Chinese hamster) is the source of this 491-nucleotide messenger RNA. NCBI's taxonomy places the organism in Eukaryota, Metazoa, Chordata, Mammalia, Rodentia, Cricetidae. The record is from RefSeq and is a predicted model, not a curated record.
CUGUUAUUGGUCCGAUGGGUGGGUGAAGAGUCGUGAUUGGGCGCCUCUGUGUUAGCAAAGAUGGCGGCCGCCGCUGCUAGACGAGUGAUCGGUACCAAGCUGGCGCUGCGUGAGAUUCGCAUCCACUUAUGUCAGCGUUCGCCGGGCAGCCAGGGUGUGAGGGAUUUCAUCCAGCAACGUUACGUGGAUCUGAAGAAAGCGCACCCCGGCCUUCCCAUUCUAAUCCGCGAAUGUUCGGAGGUGCAGCCCAAGCUGUGGGCCCGCUACGACUAUUCAUUUAAAUCACCUUUCCUCAGCUUUCGGUCAAGAGAAGAAUGUGUCUCUGAACAACCUAAGUGCUGAUGAGGUAACCAGAGCCCUGGAGAAUGUGAUGAGUGGCAAAGCAUGAAGGACUGUGAGCAAGAGCACCAGAACCUGGGCUCUACUGGACUGAAUACAAUGUGGGGAAAUGUGGUCUCCCUUUCCUUAUAAAGCUUACUGCUACUUCAGAA